Messenger RNA from Endocarpon pusillum Z07020, 2973 nucleotides. RefSeq lists its product as uncharacterized. The record is from RefSeq and is a predicted model, not a curated record. The transcript is spliced from 4 exons. NCBI's taxonomy places the organism in Eukaryota, Fungi, Ascomycota, Eurotiomycetes, Verrucariales, Verrucariaceae. The coding region runs from base 1 to 2973 and encodes 990 amino acids.
AUGGGUUCAAGGCCUGUUACCCCUUCGAACGAAAUACAUUAUGUAAACGCGUCCGUCGCAAAUCGACCGCGCAACACGAACUCGAGGCCAAAUUCUUAUUUCGCUUCCGACGCUGUUGGAGGCGCAGCUUCGUUGGCCCAGGGUCAAGGUCCUCACAUGGAUUCGUCUCCGCUGGCGCAGUCUCUUAAUAAGCAUGAAGACAGCUAUGGCUUGAGCCAAAAUGAGGACGCAGUCUUCGACGAAGGACAUCGCAACAUGACAGGUGGGGAACUGCGUCGAUUCAACUCCCAGGUCUCACAGUCCCAGCCAUUGAUGCCAUCGAAAGGAGGAACUUUGAAAAAGAAGGCCUCCCUCAGAAGGUCAGGAAGCGUUAAGAGGAGUAGUAGCCGGCGGAGCAGUCGUGCUGGCUCGGUGAGAAGCCUUGCGCUCGGAGAGAAAGAAAAAUACGGAGAGGGCGAGGAAUUCAACAGCGCAUUUUACAAACCAAUCCCGACUACUGGCAGUCCUACGGAUGUCCUCGCAACCAGAUUUCAAGCGUGGAGGAAAGUGCUUAAGGAUUUGAUCACAUAUUUCCGGGAUAUACAAAAGUCAUAUGAAGCUCGCUCCAAAACAUUGACCACAGUCUCCCAUGCCAUCAACAACAUCACUAUUCCUGGGGAAUUUCUGGCUUCCGGCGGUGUGGGCGAUGCGACCUAUAUUUUGCAAGACUUCCACAAACGUAUCCUAAACGAGACGAACAGAGCAAGAGAGAUGGAAAACGAAGUCAUUAUGCAACUAACCGGACUACGCAGUGAUCUUCAGCAAAAGAUCAAAGAGAUCAAGAGCUUGUCCGGAGACUUCAAGAACUCUGUGGACAAGGAGACUGAAGGCAGUCGAAGGGCUGUUCGCCAUUUGCAGGAAGCCUUGGGAUUGGUAGACACAGACCCAGCAGCUACUGCAGGAAAAGGUGAUCCAUUUAUCGUCAAGCUUGGUGUUGAUCGCCAAAUAGAGCGACAAAUUGAGGAAGAGAACUACCUGCACAGAGCAUAUCUCAACCUUGAGUCGUCGGGUCGUGAGCUGGAAUCGAUCGUCGUUGGUGAAAUCCACAAAGCCUAUACAGCAUACGCGGGUAUUUUGAAGCGCGAAGCUGAUGAGGCCUUCGACACUGCCGAGAAGCUUCGUGAAGGACCGCUUGCGAUGGCAAAGGAUCAUGAAUGGGAGGUUUUCGUCGCCAAUAAUGAUCACAUGGUCGACCCAAGGAUCCCAAUCAGAUCCUUUGAGCAGAUUACGUAUCCAGGAAAGGAUCAUCCCGCUGCAACAGAAGUUCGAAGUGGUAUGCUUGAGAGGAAGAGCAAGUAUCUCAAAAAUUACACACCGGGCUGGUACAUUCUUUCACCAACCCACCUCCAUGAAUUUAAGUCCGCCGAUCGAAUAUACUCGCAGGCUCCGAUCAUGUCGCUGUUCCUUCCCGAGCAGAAACUGGGUUCCCAUUCAGAGCCUGGGUCAUCGUCACAUAAGUUCAUGCUCAAAGGCCGUCAAACCGGUGGGAUGCACCGCGGUCACACAUGGAUCUUUCGGGCUGAGUCUUACGAUACAAUGAUGGCAUGGUAUGCCGACAUCAAAGAACUCACCGAGAAAAGUGGGAAGGAACGCGAUGCCUUCGUUCGUCGCUCACAUGCACGCAGCCUAUCAGGAGGAAGCAUGAAAGCUCACUCCAUUGGCGACAGUUCCGAUGGUGGCUUGGAGGAAGACGAAGCUGAUGCUCAACCUUACUCGUCCGAGCAGUCGGUUCGUGGAGUUCCUCCCGCAGACAAGGCCGGCGAUCGUGGCAUCGACACUCGAAUCGAGCGUAAUGCUGAAGCAGGGCCAGAGGUAUACACGUAUGGUGAUGAACAACUGGAUGCUGCGGGAUGGCCACCCUCACAGCGCCCCUCUCCAGGUGGGCGAUUUCCAUCGGAUUUGAACGUGCACCGAGGCUUACAAGCACCGCUUUCGCCCAGUAGCGGAGAAAGUUCGACAGAGAGAGAUCGAGAUGCAAUAGCUGCAGCAGGAGCCCUUCCUGGUUCUGGUAUGCCGUAUUUGCCAUCUGAUGACACAGAACAACAACCUCAACAUAUCGCGGUUCUUGCAGGAGGGGAAAAGGCAACAGCAAAUGAAAGAGAGCAUGAUUACCAGGAGGAAUCCGCAGCCGGACAUGGUCAUACUAAGCCGCUGCAACAUUUCAGCUCUGCGCCGCAACGCCAAUAUAGCCAACAGUCGCAAUACUCGCAAGCUCAACCGGAGUAUGCUCAAUCCAGUCAGCAUUCCACUCACCCUCAGCAAGAAUCUACACAGUCCUAUCAGCAGUAUGCUCAGCCUCAGCAAAAAACCGCCCCUACGCCCUCACGGUUCACAGAGGAUCUACCCCACCAAACUCAACAUGACUACACCGGCUCAGGCAUCGCCGCUAGCAUUGGAGGCGCUGCUAUCGGUGCUACAGGAGUGUAUCAAUACGUCCAACAGCCUCACGGUCAGCAGCCACAGCAACCCGAAACGGUUAUGGAUGAAAUGGAUCACGCAUCUGCCGUCCCCGCUCAGGGCACUUCUUCGCCUCCUAUCACAAUCGAGACCGCCACCACCAUAUCACCCACCACUUUCACCAACUCCUCUCAAGGUGACGCUGGAAGCCUCUCCACCAUGCCCACUAGUAUGGGCAGCAUCAACUACGGCGUUGAUUCGUCCCAACAGAAGACGACACCAUCCGCACACCAAGCCGGUACUGUGACGACGGUCGAGGCUGUGCCUACCAGCGCCGCUGCACCGGAUGAAACAUCUUACGCACAGCAAGCCGGCACGGGGAUGAAAAUGACCGCAGACGCUCUCCCCACCGCUGGACCAGACCAAACCCAAGAUGCGCCCAGCAAACCCACGCCAUUACGAAGCGUGACUGCAGGCACGAUCAGCGAUCUACACAUCCCGGGAGAGUUUCCCAAGACGCCAAAGUACGCGCAAUAA